Molecule: messenger RNA, 1928 nt
Organism: Macrosteles quadrilineatus (aster leafhopper)
Lineage: Eukaryota; Metazoa; Arthropoda; Insecta; Hemiptera; Cicadellidae
Product: dnaJ homolog subfamily C member 11
Exons: 12
Coding region: 157-1824 (555 amino acids)
Biological process (GO): cristae formation
Source: RefSeq, a predicted model, not a curated record
AUUGACUGAGUGAGAUGGAUGAGGGAUGAGGUAACUUCAAUUUUAGGUUACAUCUACUUAAUUUACCUAUUUUUUAUUUCACAUUUUCAGUAACUAAACUAAGUUCAGUUGUUUGUUGUUGUUAGAUAGACCUUUUGGUCAAGUAACUGUGUGAGAAUGGAGGAUGAAAAUGACGAAGAAAAAGUAAUAGAAGAGGAUUACUAUACUUUUCUGAAUAUCCCAAGAAAUGCCAGCAGUGAAGAGAUCAAUUAUGCUUAUCGCAGACUCAGUAGGCUUUACCACCCAGACAAGCAUACCAGUGAUCCCUUGAAAAAGAAUGACGCUGAACUUUUGUUCCAUAAAACUAAAAAAGCUUAUGAAGUUUUGAACGACCCACACAAAAGAGCGAUCUAUGACAGUCUGGGCACAAAGGGGCUAGAAACUGAAGGCUGGGAGAUUGUCCAACGCACCAAAACUCCUCAAGAGAUCCGUGAGGAGUAUGAAAGACUCGCAAGGGAGAGAGAAGAACGGAGACUACAAUCGCGAACCAAUCCUCGGGGAAAUGUUACAGUCAAAAUUAAUGCCACUGAGAUGUUCGCCCAAUAUGAUGAAGAUGAAUAUGAAUAUGACAUACCCCUGGUGGAGAUCUCUGGUAUGUCUAUAUCCCAGUCAGUGGAGGCUCCCCUCACCACCCGCAACCUCAUGACAAUUGGGGGAGAGAUGUCUACGCACAAUGGGACAGGUUCAGGAGCGUUGACAUUGACUGCUAAGAGAUUGCUGCAAGACAACAAGUGGGUCGAAGCUGACUUGUCAGUAGGCAACGGAGUGGUGCUCGGACUCAAGCAUUUCCGCUACCUCACACGUCGCAUCUUCGGCACUGGCACACUACAACUGCACUUCACAGAUAGUGGCAUCAAACCUGGGAUCGAGGCCACUCUGGCCACACAGUUGAGCGACAACACGAUGGGUUACCUGACAUACCGCGUUGAUCUGCAACAGAGCUCCAUGACGACCUCCAUCGCUCACAACACGGACCGUCUCAGUGCAGGCUGCGGCAUCACGCUAGGAAUACCUCACUCCUUCCUCUCAGCCAACUGCUCUUAUAACUUCAAACAGAAAAAGCUCAAGGUGCAUUCGGCAAUUAAAGGUGGGACAUUUGGUGCAUUAUUGGAGUACUCGGCUGAGAAGAAAGUGUCUGAGCAAAGUUCCAUGUCAGCUAUGGUCAGUGUUGGAGUGCCCUCGGGGGUGAGACUGAGGAUCAAAGUGACAAGAGCUAGACAGACGUUUGUGUUUCCCAUCCAUCUCUGCGAGGAGCCCCUGCCUAGUCCAGUGUUCUACGCCACUGUUGUGCCUCUGAUAGCCUACACCAUAAUCAAAUACACGAUCAUCGACCCGAUUGUAGCUGAACAAGAGCAACAGAGCAAAAAGAAACAACAAGAGGCAAAUAAAAACAGGAUGGCUCAGAUGAAGCGGGAGGCAAUGGCAGCUGUUAACCUGAUGGGAGUGACGUUCUCACGUAUCCGUGCGACAGAGGAGGCUAACAAAGGAGUGGUGAUUGUUAAGGCUUUGUAUGGCCGACUGACGACGCUGACGGAGGGAGAGAGGAAUGUUAAAGAAGACUUGAUUGACGUUACAAUACCAGUGCAGUGUCUGGUCAAGGACGCUGUUCUAGUACUGCAUGAUGCUUCAAAGAGCCAGUUGCCUGGGUUCUAUGAUCCGUGUGUGGGAGAAGACAAGGGUCUCUAUAUACAGUAUCUGUUCCACAGCCACGUCUCUGAGGUCUUGUGUAGUGAUACUGAGGCCCUCAGGAUACCCAAGCUAGCUCAUCGGAUUACCCCGACCUGACUGGGGGAUAGUCAUUUCUAGUACUUGUUAUGGUAUUGUUAUUAGUUAUUGUCUUGUAUAAAGUGUAAAGUAAUGCAUCAAUAAAUAUAAUUAAUUUGUGCUGA